UCUCGGGGUUUUAAUGAAUGAGGCUCUUGUUGCUGAGGAAUCUGCGGCACAGAUGGGAAAACGUUGAUCGGAUCUUAUGAGGCAGAAGGUUUACUUACAAAAGAAAAACGACGAAUAAAACGAAAAAUUCCAGAAGACCAUUCAAUUUAUUUAUUUCACAAAAACGUUUAUAUUUUUGCAAAGACUAGCAGAAACUGACAACGCAACUUCGUGAGACUUUUGCUUGCUGCUCAGAAAAAGGGAGCCAAAUGACGGGGAGACCCAACCUUCCAAUGGUGAAAAAAAAAGACAAUAGAAAAGCAGCUCUGGGCGGUGGUCUUAGCGUACAACUGACCCAGAAAGAGAGACACAGAUAGAAAUUUAUUGUCGGAUUGGCUGCUGCGAGCGUACUAUAAGGCAAGAGGUCAGAGGCAGGGUGAGAGAGGGAGCCGAAGACAGGGUAGGUGAGUGGGAGGAGCUCCGAGGAACAGAGCGGUUCCCAGUUAAGGGGCCCAGCUCCUCCAGUCGCCACUGGGAUUUCCACGAGGAAUGUGUUCCGCACUUGGAAAAUCCGGAGUGUAUCGUCUAUAUAUGUGAACUAUCCAGGACACGUGGGACAUACCUGAAAACCGGGAAAGAUGAGAGGCUGGAUCUGCUGCUGGGUACAGGUCCGGAAGAACUCCACCACCUUGUUCGUCGGGAUUAUCUUUGCAGCCCUCCUCAUAUUGGGAGUCAACUUUCAUACAAGGUACCUGGUUCAGACUAAUUCCUACCAAGGGGUCAGCAACAGGGUCAGGUUUAAUCCCCUCACAUCACAGAGCUCAGAACUUACCCCACGGCAAGAAAUUUUAGAUGUCCACUCCCCACAGAGGAACAUGUCAGAAACUGUUAAGUCCUUCAGGUCCUGUCAACCCAAAAGAAAUGUGAUGUUCCUGAAAACCCACAAAACAGCCAGCAGCACCAUCUUGAAUCUGCUUUACCGCUUUGGGGAGAAACAUGGACUCACCUUUGCCCUGCCCACCCACUACCAGUUUGGCUAUCCCAUCCUAUUCAGCUCACGUAGAGUAAAGGGUUUCUUGCAGCGGGAUGUACCACACUACAACAUCAUGUGCAACCAUAUGAGAUUCAACAGACCUGAGGUACAGAAAGUGAUGCCAGCAGACACCUUCUACUUUUCAAUUCUCCGCAACCCUGUCGCACUGGCUGAGUCCUCCUACAGCUACUACAAGUCUGUGGCACCAUCCUUCAAGCGCUCUGUCAAUUUUGAUGCCUUUAUUGCUAAUCCCUGGCGGUACUACUUACCGCAGGUGCACAACAACCACUAUGCUCGGAACCUUCUUUGGUUUGACUUUGGCUUUAAUCACAAUGCAAACUUCUCACUCCAGGUGGCCCAGGCUGGGGUGGAAGAAAUCCAGCAGUCUUUCCAUCUCAUCCUAUUAGCUGAAUAUUUUGAUCAGUCAAUGGUCCUCCUGCGGGAUGCUUUGUGUUGGUCACUGGAUGACAUUGUCACGUUCAGGCUCAACUUCCGCAGUAACGAUACUCGACGCCGCCUGUCUGCAAAACAGGAGGAAAGACUUAAGCAGUGGAAUGCUAUGGAUUGGUAUUUAUACCAAAGUUUCAAUAAAACAUUCUGGCAGAGGGUGGAAAGAUUUGGAAAAAGUCGGAUGGACCAGGAAGUGGCCAUCCUUCAGGCCCGCCAAAAGGAACUUAUGGACCUCUGUCUAUUGCAAGGUGGGAAACCGGCAGAGGCAAGCCAGAUUCUUGAUCGAGGAGUCCGUCCAUUUCAGUUUGGCCAGGCUAAGAUCCUGGGAUACAAUUUGAAUUUAAACCUCAGCCUUUCAAACAAAGAACGCUGCUUGCGAAUGAUCAUGCCAGAACUGCAGUAUAAGGACUUGCUUGACAGCAAACAGUUUCCAAGGGCAGAGGGCGUGCCAAAGCAAGCUCUAGCUAAAGAGGGCAUCAGGCCGCAAUCCAAUGUCCACCUCGGUGCUUCAGGAUCAGUAGUCAAUAAAAGGGACCAUGUCAUUCAGAAAAUAGACCUCUCUAAGCAGAAGCUCCGUAGAAGCCCAUGAAACUGCUUUUCAUCAGUAGCGUCCUGAGAGGACAGCCUAUAUUUGCACUUUUCAUGAGUGCCAGUUUUUGGUACCCCUAGUAGAACAGAGUGCCACCAACAAAAAGGCUUUCAUCUCACACUAUCCACUCCUGGUUACCCUUGCCAGGUUCGGCAAAGCACAGAAACUGCCUUAAACCACAAGCAUUUAGUGGUUCCCCUUUCUGGGAAAUAGAUGCCAUUUACUUAUUGGCAUUGACCAUUUUAAUUCCUUAUUUGAGAGGUAUAUUAGUUGAUUGUUCCAAUUCCCUGGUUGAAGGUUACAUAAGUGAUGUGACCUUUCAGAUUGAAUUCAGGGGUGUUUCUCUCUUGGGAAGAGAGAGUUUCAUUUUAUUAAUAACAUUUUAUGUAAAAGCCCAUGCAAAACCACUCAGGAAUAAGCCAGUUGGGUAAAUAUACUCACUGUGAAGUUGAAGAUGGAGAACUCACUCAGGUGUCUCUUUACCUUUCCCUGUUCUAAUGGUACAUUACCAACCACUUCAGAAUUCACAGGAGUCAUCUCAUGAGGCGAGCUGCAGCAGCCUCAUAACACAAUGUUCACAAUGUCAGUCAGUGAGCAAGUGACUGACUGACUGCCAGUUUGGGGAGGUUGGGUGACUUGUGUUGGGACUGAGGCACAGACCUAAAAACUGACAGUAACAUCCUUCAUCAGUACCACACAGAUAUCCUUGUGUGUGUGUAUAUGUUUCCAUUUACAAACACCACCAGCUUGACUAUGGGACUCGGGAGGGUCAAAAGCAUUGGGGUGGUGGGUCUCAUAGCAGCCACAGAUUCACUCAGUGUAUAAGUAUUUGUUACGCACUAGCAAGACCAUCAGCCAGUUAAUAGUUUAAUGUAUAGUAGACAGCAGACAGACUUCAUAAGCUACCAGACUAGCAAUACUGGACAGAUGCCUUUCCAGAUCACCACCUAUUACAGCUCAGGAUAAAUGAAAUGAAAACCACAAUGCCUGUAGGCUGCAGUAAUCACAGUUACCUGGGACAUAUGUUGGCAACACAAGGGGACAUUUUGGGUAAGUGCAACAGUAUCCAGUUGGGAUGUUCGCUUUUCAGAGUUAAAUUUCCAGUUCAGAUCCUAGCAUAUGGACUGAACUCGGCUGAGAUGAGAGGGUCCCUGCUGACUGAUGUUCAAAAUAUGCAUUGUGCUUUGAGCCAAGCCACUGAAGCUUUAUUUAUACAACAAACCAAAUAGGUGUCAAAGCCAAAAGUGGUACAGUUGGGUCAGUCUGUCAUAUGCCAUUACUGUACAUUGGGUCAUGGAUGGCAGAUGCUCAGUGUUCAAAGCAUCUUUGGCACAGAGAUUCUCAGUCAAGAAGACCUUGUGAACCUGGAAGCCUUUCUUCACUUACAGGUGCUUCCUGUGUUGGUAAUUCUUUGGAAGGGAUUCCACCAAGAAGAAGGACAAGGAGACUGGUUUUGAAAUGCAGAGACAUUGACUACCUAUUGAGGAAGCCUCAGGGCUUGGAGAGCUGCAUGAGAAUUUCACUUUAGUGAAUUUUUCCAAAGGCUUUCUUUUAAUUUGACUUGAGUUCUAGGACACAUUUUUAUAAAAAAAAAAAACACAAUGGCAAGGGCUUCCAUGAACUUGUUUAAAAUUUUCUUUGCAGGUUUGAGGGAGGCAACUUGUAGGCAAGUAAUAUGUAUUUAAAUAGUGUUUUUUUAAUUGCCUUCGUUGCAGUAAUUGGUGUCUUGAAAUAUUUAUUUGGGUUUUAUAUUUAUUGUUUAGUACAUUGUCAUAUUUAUUUGUUUAUUGAACUGCACACUGUAAUGGACAUUCCUACAUCCUGCAAUAAAAUAAAUAUAAAAAGUGG
This is a messenger RNA of Erpetoichthys calabaricus (reedfish), 3899 nucleotides long. RefSeq names its product galactose-3-O-sulfotransferase 4 (gene gal3st4). The record is from RefSeq and is a predicted model, not a curated record. Lineage: Eukaryota; Metazoa; Chordata; Cladistia; Polypteriformes; Polypteridae. Gene Ontology annotation, biological process: glycolipid biosynthetic process. Gene Ontology annotation, molecular function: galactosylceramide sulfotransferase activity. Bases 618 to 2051 code for a protein of 477 amino acids. Gene Ontology annotation, cellular component: membrane. The transcript has 4 exons.